UCCUCGCGAGACCCCAGGGUCGGCAGUAGGGGGCAGUGGAGACAAUGACUCCGAAAGCUAUUAAAUCCAGAGGAAAGAUUCUGCAUAGCUCUGCUUUAAAAAUAUCUCUUGAAUAUCAGAUGUAUCCACAGUUUCAGCUCCAGUAAAUGACUUUUUCAGAGACACUAAACCUGGUUGUCAGUGUGUGUGUGUGUGUGUGUUACGAGGCUGGCAUGUCUGAACACAGUUAAAAACGAGGAGGAAACUGUAGAUUAUCGGAUUCCUCAUGUGUGGACCAGCUGUGUCCUAAGUAGGCUGAAACACAGGAGCUGUGGUUUUGGCCCCGUAGCUCAGCACAGCUCAGUGGAAAGUGCUUAUGUGGCACCUAGGCUUCACCACCAUCACUCCCUCAGGUUUUCAUUAUUCCCCCUGCGUUUGUCAUUAUUUCACUCACUCUCCAGAGUCACUGCUGCAUCUGUAAACACCGUCCACGUUCUGAGCUCUCACUUUUUAGAUGUGGACUUAGGACGUAGGACAUAGGGAAUAAGGCAGGGUGAUGCAGCAUUGGUAGGAGAGUGAAGUUAGGCAGAUAAAACAAUUACCAAAAAAAUGACUUAGGCAAUUAUGCUAUUAGGCUAAGGAUUUUAAGGACACUAAAUUGGCUUUAUCCCUCACCCUAAAACCAGGUCUUAAUCCUGGAAAAGGCCACUUUUGAAAUAGUAGCAAAAAUCUCCUCAUAACCUAAAGAAGAUUUGUCCUCGUGACAUGUUCACACAGACUCACACAUGUUUUUUGGAGGCAUCUGUUCAACCAAAAUAGUUAAUAGAUAAUUAAUAAAAAGGGAGACGGUUAAAAACAGAGUAAAAAUACUUUUUUACAAACUCAUGCAGCGCUGAGGACUUAACGGCAUUUAGAAUAAGUUUUCUUUUUACCUGCGUCAUUAAAGCUAGAGACUUUUAAGAACAUCCAAAGAUUGUGUUUUUUACAGUAAAAGAAAAAGACUUCUCCACGUCUCCAAUGUUUUCCUCCAAACCCACCCUUUCUUUCUCACUCUUCCUGUUCCUAAUUACGAUGCCAACGAUUGGUCCAGAGUUUCAGUAAAGUCGCAGCCAAUCAGACUCUUCACCCCCUCAGGUGGUCGCUGUGUGCGCUGCUUUAAUGAACGCUUGCUGGGUUGUGCGUCAGAGAUGAAAGGGGCCCGGUUUAAAACCUUGUGGGAUCCCUUCACCGGUGCAGUCUUGUCAGAAGGAGGAGGCCGCAACAGGAGCAACGUGCUGUGCUGCAGGAAGUCUUUCACACAAAAACAAACAAACACUUAGUGUUUGAGGCCCACAGGUGGUCAUCUUCUCUGGAGACCACAUCUGGAUCUGCAGGCAGCCGAGGAGGAGAUAACCACAGGGACGGAGGAGAAGGUGUGAGACGUCAUGGCUGGAGGAAGGAGAACCAGUUUCCCCGCUGUCUUCAUCACCGCCGCUCUGGCUGUGAUGCUGCUGCUGCCCGUUUUCGCGUCUGCUGGACCAAUCGGGAAAAAGACCAAACGAGAUGCGGGGCAAAGUAUCCAGGAGAAAUCAUCUGCUGCGGCCGAGCAGAGGAAGCUGAUCCGUCACCGCAGGAACAUCAGCUGGUACAAGCAGCAUUCUGACUUCUGGAACUGGUACAAGUUCUUCACAGACAACGGCAACCAGGAGGCAGUUCAUGAGAUGGACCGGAUCUACUUGGCCUACCUCCAGAACAAGAACCGCGCCGAGGGCCGCCGCUCCUACAAGGCUUACCUGCGCCACCUGGGCGACGUCUACAAGUCCUGCGCCGACUCUGACGACCCCAACUGUGUGGCCUCCUACACCAGCAGACCCAAGUCAAAGCCUGAACCACCCAAACCCGCACCGGUGAAAACCUGCGACCCCACCAAGGACACGUACUGCCUGUACGCGGCUCUGAUGCAGGGGAAGAGUCCCUACAUGCCGCUGGUUCUUCCCGCCGCCGCUGCGGCUCCGGCUCCAGUCAAGGCUCCGGCCCCUCAGUACGUCCGCUCUGCCGCUCCGGCUAAAGACCCACAGUCCGGCUACUACUACUACGCUCCGUCUGCAACACCUUUCCUCUCUAAGGAACAGAAAGCCGAGCUGCUGAGGAUCUGCGCCGCAGAUGACGUGGAGUGUCUGCAGUAUCACGUGAAGGCCGCGUAUGGACAAGUGCCCUCUGCUGGUCCCCUGCCGUCGUACGCGCACCUCGGCUGCGACCCCAAGAAAGACCCGUCCUGCAAACCCAAGCUGGUGCAGAAAGCUCCAUCCGGUCUCUACAUGCAGUAUCCAAACUGUGACCCGCUCCGGGAUCCACACUGCGCCUACGCUGCUUCUCUGGUGGCUCCUCGUGCUCCUAACCCUCCUGCCCCCGCUGGACCCGGAUCCUGCAACCCUCUCUACGAGGAAGGCUGUAACCCUCUCACCGCCACCAGAUUCGCCACGCCCCCAGAGUCGUACUCGCGCGACGAGGCGGACGAGGCGGCCGCCAUCCGCGCUGCUCCUCCUCCCGCUGCUGCUGCUGAGCACAACAGCGACCCCUACGCCAUGUUCAGAGACGCUUACGCUCAGGCCAACAGAGCAAACGACCCGUACGCUAUGUACCACCAGGCCAGCGCUCCACCGUCACCUCCCGCCAACGACCCGUACGCCAUGAUGCGCCGAUUCAUGUCCCAGGCUCAAGCGACCGACCCGUACGCUCCACGUAUGGAAGCCGCUCCGGAGUCGAACCCCAACGAUCCUUUCUCUGCGAUGCGCGAGGCGGCGGCUGCAAUGCACCGCCGCGGUCCAACCAGCGCGAGGCAGCAGUUUCACUUUUCCAGCCCAAGUUAUGAGGAGCCUGCGCAAGAGGAGCGCCACCCUCUGGGCCCCCCGGGCAAAACCAGAGAGGGCUAUGACUGCUUCGUCGGCUACGACCGCGAGUGCUACCCCGUGAAGCCCAGCGAGCCCCGUGCCGGCGGUCACCGCCACCUCCCGUACCCCGCCGAGGCCUACGAGCCCCACCUAAACAGUGACGGCUCGCGCAACGGAGUCCUGGAGCCCGCCAACCUGGACUGCGACCCUGAGUACGACAGAGACUGCCGCCUGCGUCGCUACGAGCCGGAGCAGGGCCGUGCCGAGGCCCAGCCGGAGCAUCACGCUGACGACGACCACAACCAGGGGGCGGAAGAGAGCCAGCAUCACCCAGAGCAGCAGCAGGAGCAGGAUCAGUACGAGGCCGAGCCCUAUCAGAGCGGCCAGGAGGAGCCUCACAUGUCCUACCAGUCCAUGCCACAGGGAAUGCCCUCGCUGCAGGACAUUCUGAGGCUCUAUGGAGACCAGAACCCAGAGCAGGGCGAUCACAGAGCGUACGCAGAUGACUACCGUAAGAAAUAAACACGCUAUACCACGCACACGUGCGUGUGGAUGGACAUGAAAACACGAGCGCUGCCUCACGCAGUGAACAGGACCAGAACAGGGACACAUGAGUACACGCACACACGAAGGAACACGAUCAGAAACCUCAGAGUGUUCCGUCUUCACAUCUGUCGCUUUUUCCAGCUUCUACGUAAAAAAAAACCCUCCUCAGUCCACUUGAGUGUGUGAUGACUCGGCUUUUUCACUCCUCUAUCUCUGCAUCUCCAAAAUAAUAAAAAUAAAACAUGUCGGUUUUUUUUGUCAGUGAUGGAUUAUGUAAAGUUUUUUGGUUUUUUUCCAUUUUGGAUGUUCUAAUAAAAAGCUGUAGAAAGCUG
Messenger RNA from Solea solea (common sole), 3727 nucleotides. RefSeq names its product actinodin1 (gene and1). NCBI's taxonomy places the organism in Eukaryota, Metazoa, Chordata, Actinopteri, Pleuronectiformes, Soleidae. The record is from RefSeq and is a predicted model, not a curated record. The transcript is spliced from 7 exons. Bases 1404 to 3371 code for a protein of 655 amino acids.